Molecule: messenger RNA, 501 nt
Organism: Neospora caninum
Lineage: Eukaryota; Apicomplexa; Conoidasida; Eucoccidiorida; Sarcocystidae
Exons: 1
Coding region: 1-501 (166 amino acids)
Source: RefSeq, a predicted model, not a curated record
AUGCAACUUCUGCAGACAAAACGAGCCAUCCAGUUGCUCCCUUUGUGGAAGCGGUCAACUGCAACAACAAGAUGUCGUAGUAUUCGGAGGCUAAGCGAUCUGGAAGAUACCGGCGUCCCUCAUUUUGAGGACAGUCAGGACGUCUCGAGGAGUGCGGCAGCCAGUGCCGGGGAUCCGGCACAUCAACAGCAGGUCGACAAGGGAAGCUGGGCAACCCGAAAUUCCCUCGCUCGAGAAGAAGCUCCAUCUGAAAACAGUCAGAGUUCAGAGCCAGAAGGUGGAAGUUAUGUUGACACUUACGACGGAGGAACGAAUGGCGAGAAAGAUACGCUGUUGGUUGAGGCGUGGGCCGACGGGUGUGGAGAUCCCCGUGAGAACGAAGGUAGGAAGGAGCCAGAAUCAGCAGAAAACAGUCACCACUCAACCAAAGAAUCAAGGCUUGUCACGAUUGACGAAAAUCCAGAGCCGAUGGCAGCCGAUUCUGAAAGCGAGAUGCGGUAA